Messenger RNA from Aspergillus piperis CBS 112811, 4750 nucleotides. RefSeq lists its product as uncharacterized. Gene Ontology annotation, cellular component: membrane. Gene Ontology annotation, molecular function: protein binding. Lineage: Eukaryota; Fungi; Ascomycota; Eurotiomycetes; Eurotiales; Aspergillaceae. The transcript is spliced from 3 exons. Bases 406 to 4548 code for a protein of 1380 amino acids. The record is from RefSeq and is a predicted model, not a curated record.
GCCUUGCUUUUACGAACGAACUACUUAACUUUCUUUUUCUUUCCUAUCAUCAUCUUCUCCCAACCAGGCAGGUUCCGGUGGGUUGUUUCUUGUCGCACCAUUCCAAUGGGCUAGUCUUUGAUCUUAAUUCGAAGAAAAAAAAAUCUUGUUGCUUUAUAUAGUAGCCUCUGUCUGCUCGUCCAGGCUCCCAUUAUUACUUAUUUCAAUUGGAGAGGUCCCCUUUUAAUCUCCAACUAGUCACUUUACUUAGUUGUUUGUUCUUGUCUCACAUACAACACUUAUUCAUUUACUUCUAUCCCUGCGGAAUGAUGGCCUUCUUAUUACUGCGAUGAUCGGAUCCCUUUUUUCUACUUUAUUUAUAAUUUAUAAUUACUUCAAGAUCGGUCUCAGCUUCUGAUACAGUGGAUGGUAAGGCAGACAGGCAGGCACCUACUUACAAUGGACAUCGACCACUCCAAUACAACGACCAGCUCCAUCGCCCUCAUUGAUAACACUGCGCCCCGUCGCCGCCAUUCAGAAACUCCCACCGCUACAACAAACGGCGGCAGCCACAUCUCCCGAAAAUGGACGAAACGGUCAAUUCGCGGCGAGCUGAAGAAGCGCAAGUACGCUAAAUGGCAACCGGAUCGAUUGGGGCUUACGACCGAUGAUGAAGACAAUACCAACUACAACAACAAUGAAGAGGAGGAAGGCAUACCGUCCUCCAGCAGACGACCCUCCGAAAGACCAGAACCGUCAGACCUCUUUACUACAGAAACAGCAACCACCACGAGCCCUCCCCCAUCGCAAUACCAAAGUCGAAGUGACAGUCCCAGCCAACAACAACAACAACCCUCCCCCCCUUCGCAGGAUGUAAGCGCCACGGAUUUCGCCCCAGAAAGCAACACCCUCACCACCACCACUACAACUACAGGGGCUAACGCCCCCAAACUCACCGGCCUAAAACCCAACACCGAGCUCGACAUCCUCUACGAAAACCAACGCGGGUGGUUCUUCUUUGGCAUCCCGCUCUACUCACAUAGCUCCCUGCUCAACUUCGACCCCUCCGCCUGGCAGACCGCCGACCUGCGCGACAGUCCCGUGGACAUCACGAACGCGCAAGUGCCCGACCCCAGCUGGGUGUGGGCGUGGCGGUCCUGGUACGUCGAUAUGUCCGGCGACGUGGACGACCAGGGAUGGCAGUAUUCGUUCUCGUUCAAGUCGACGGCGUGGCAUGGGUCGCAUCCGUGGUUCCAUUCGUUUGUGCGCCGUCGCAGAUGGGUGCGGGUAAGGACGAAACGGUUGGUGGAUAGACAUGGACGGACGGAGUUGGAGAUGGCGCAUAGGUUGAAUGAGGAUUACUUCACGAUUCACUCGGGGAAGAAUAAGAAGAAGAGGCCGGUUAGUGAGGUCGGUGGGGGUGGGUAUGGGGCUACGAGUUUGGGUCGGACCACGACUGCGACGACUUCUAGGGAGAUGGAGGAGGAGGAAGGGGCGCCGGUAGAGGAAAUAGCAGAUAUCCCGGCGUUGAUGCACGCGUUGAGAGUAGCGAUUGUGGAUCGCGAGAAGGUGGAUGCGUUGGAUCGGUUCGUCGACGAGGGCGGGGAGGAGUUGUUUUAUUUGGAUGAGAAGAUCCCCGAAAUCAUGUCCAUGUUCGUCUUCCAAGCCUCCCGCUGGCACUUCGUCCUCCACCUCACCGACGUCGUCGAGUCCCUCUCCCAACAACUCUCCUCAUCCAGCGGGGACACCGAAGCCACCGAGCUGCAGCGCAAGCUGAAUCAUCUCCGAAAGGCCACCGAAACAGCUAGACGCCAUCUCACGGGCCCGGGGGUCCUGCGAACCGAGAACCGGAAAUCGAGCAUGGAGAUGCUGGAUUUGACACCCGUUUCGAAGCGCGGGAGUCUGUUGGCGAGAUACUCUGGCCGGUUCGAGUUCAAGUCAAUGGAUGAUGGUGGGGAGAUUAAGGGGAUUCCUAAGGAGGCGGAGCUCCCCUGCCUCUUCUUCCCUCGGCCAUUCCGAUCUCUCUACGACCACGACCCCGACCACGGCCACGCCUCCCAAGUACCCACCCCCCGCUUGGUUGGUGUGUCACUCCGAUCCCACAUGUUAUCUCGUGGUCGACCGUGUCUGAAAAGACGUAGUCUAUCUACCGUCUUAGACACCGUUGCGGCUAGUCCCGAAGAACCUCUCCUAUUCCUGUACCCUCGCUGGGUGGGUUCGGCUGUACGACAACACCGGAGUCUUGUUUCCUCGUCAGGUCCUGCGCCGUGUGGAAAUGGGAAUGUAUAUAACGCUGCUGCUCGGAGGAGGACGGUAGCGAAGCCGCCACCGGCGGGACGGAAGCUCUCGUUUGGGAGCUCGUCGAGACGGUGGGUUUCGACGACGGCGGCGGAGGCUGCUGUGAAGACGGAGGUAAAGCAGGAUGUUGUUCCGCCUGAGCAGGGGAAGUCGGCAGCGGCUCCGCAGAAAGGGAAACGUGGUGAAGAGAAUGCCGACACCGGACCGCCUGCAUCUAUCUAUAACCAAUUAGACAAUGACCCGGAAACCGAGGUGAAGAGCGAACGACACGUUUUCAAUAUCUUCUCCGAUUUACAGACGCGACCUGUGCAGCCGACGACGGGCCGGAAGGGUAUGAGAUCGUCGGCUGGUGAAACGCCCGCUAUUGCGCUGAAGCGACUAUCGCACCGCGACCGACGGAAGUUGAGAUAUCGGCUGUUCUUGACGAAGCAGAGUCAGGGUCGUGAUAAGGGAAAGAAUAACCAGUGGAAUAAGUGGACGAAGAUCCGGGAGAUGUUGGAGGAGAUGCAUGAGGAUACGCAUGUUUGGGCGAAGAAGGGUGUCAAACAGAAGGAAUUGCUCGUGCCGGAGGAGACGAUCGCGCUGUUGGCCGGCGUCACGGACAUGGCGUUGAAGGAGAAUGUUUGGUAUGUGCCGGUGCAUAAUGGGUGCAAGGUGCAUGUGCUGCGUCCGUUGCAGAGCCAGGGUCGGUUUCGAAGAGUGAUUCUGUCUGGCUCGGAGCGGGUGGUUGAGUUGGUCAGCGAUAGGAUUGCGCAGGCGAGGAAACUGCAGGAGCAGAGUGAUCCUCUGGUCGAUAUCCAAAUCCCACUUUUCCCGAUCAUCCCGUCUAUUGAAGCGCUGAAGCGUCAGGGUGCGCCCGUGCCGUUGGUUCGAGGUGUAUGGGAUAUACAGUCGGCUGUCAAGCAGGCCGCGAAGUUGCAUAUGGUUCUACCUGCUGGGAAGAAUUUGUCUGGAAUUCGGGACUUCGCGGAACAUGUGGAGGAAUUGACGAGGUCGAAACCUUCGUAUAACUCGAAGAUUCCCUAUUCGCACCAGAAGCAGGUGGCACGGGCCCUUGUGCAGCUGUUCCGGAAUGAGGCAUAUUCCAGCUUUAUGUCGACGGCGGCGCUGAAUCGAGCGCUGUCAUAUCUGCUCGACCAUGAGUUUCUGAACGCCGCCCGCGACAUCUUCCUCAAGUCCGAACACCUUGCGACGGUGGAUACCUUUAAUAUCCUCCUGAAGUCUGCGGCUAAGAGGCAAGACCUCCGCUUCUUCCGUCAGUUCUUGCUUGCCAUGUCUCGACUGAGCAUUCGGCCUGACCCGAACACAUGGCUCACCCUGCUGGAUUGCCUGGUUGCUCCCAAGGCGAAAGCAGAUCUCGUCACGUAUAUGCUGCAGCGCGGGUACCUGGAGAACAUGGGUGCGAUGCGGACGGCGCUACACCUGACCCUGCCCAACACGUUCCGAGCACACUUAGAAAGUGGCAAGAGCGUGGAUUCAUUCAUCAGGCAGACCGCCGACUCCUGCGGAGAUAGCUGUUUCGCUCCAUCUCUGAUCAGCCAGAUGUUCGGUGUCAUCGUCCGGCUGAAAGACUUUGCUGCCCUGGACCGGUUAUUUGACAUCUGCAAGCAGAACGACCUAACCUUCAACAGUGCUACCAUCACCCAAAUUCUGUCUCUGUUCCGAGCAGACAUGCCCACCGCUCUGCGGUAUCUCUUCCGAUGCCUUGAGCGCCCGGAAACGAAGCUCGAACGGCACGCAUGGGAGCGACUCUUCCUGGUCGCUUUCAAAGGCCAAUACUACAACAUCUGCCGGGUCCUCUGGAGGUACGCGUGCAUGUCCGGGAACGUAACAUACAAGAUGAAGCGCACGGUCGUGACUUCCUUGAUUCGCAAUGUGCCCCGCAAGCCCGAGACCAAUGUUCACACGAUCUGGGAUGUGAGUGCGGGUAAAGUCAUCGUAGGACUGAAUCUGCACCGUCCCGACCAUAAGCUCCAGACCACCGUGCUCGACAAACUACCCCGGGAGUAUCGCACCAACCCCAUCGCCUAUUUGAGUUCAGGCUAUAAGCCCAGCGGCGAAGAGCGGGAGCAGCAGAUCCAAGUGGCCUCUGCGCUCACGCAGCAUGAUAUCGAGAUCGGUUCCUGGCAUCGCCCGCAGUUUCCUCUGCUGAUUAUGUUGGAGGCCGCCUCGGUCUUGGAUCAAGAGUGGCGGAAGGUGCCGCGGCCGGUACACUGGCUGGUCCAGAAUGCCAUUCGCGUGCCGGUGAGGAAGUCGAUGUAUCCGGCUUGAUCUGUUCCCUUGUUAUUUGCUCGAUUGUGGCUUCACCAUGGCCCUGUUAUACAUACAACAUCUUGUACAUUAUGCCCUCCCUCCUAUUCCACCCCACAUCAGAUCACAUAACACUCUGUACAUAGACCUGGAACCACCCCACCAUAUAGAAACCCAACAGCAAUAGAUUGUAUCUAUAGUAAUCCACAACCCAACCCCGCAC